Penicillium salamii is the source of this 1533-nucleotide messenger RNA. NCBI's taxonomy places the organism in Eukaryota, Fungi, Ascomycota, Eurotiomycetes, Eurotiales, Aspergillaceae. The record is from the annotation of a GenBank genome assembly.
AUGCAUAUGGAUAUGUCAUUGCACGAAUCAUGCUGGACAUGCCGGAACAGACAUGUUCAAUGCGAUCGGUCUCAAAUGCCAUGUGCGAAAUGUCAGAAGGCUGGUCUUGAAUGUCUAAAAAAAUUGCCGUUUCGAUGGGUCAAGGGUGUGGCCAUUCGUGGCAACAUGCAAGGCCAUACCUAUGAAAACAAUUCAGCUGCCCCUGUGACAAAGCCGAAGCGCUUUCGAUUCAAAUCCUCGGGUGGGAAGGCCGCGGGUAGGCGCAGUGCCAUCAGUAUGAUAACCCACAGCCCUAUCCCCUCUCCCGGAAAAAGGGUUAUUCACUCACUAAGUGCCAUGCUGAUUCUCUAUGUUCCAGACAAUAAGCGACUUUGCGCUAAUUUCGUUGUCUACGACAGCGACAAGAAUCAGCUUCGAAAAUUAAUACCAUUGGCACUGCAAAACCCCAUACUGGGCAAAGUCAUACUUGCUCUUGCCGCCCGCCACCUUGCUAACCAUGGGCAAACAUUCGGCUCUAAUCUAUCCGAAGCCUUGUUACUGCCUGAGACCAUGAAAUAUGACCGUGAUGCACUGCUCUUCAAACAUCACGCAAUAGCGGGCCUUUCCAACGCUCUUGGCGACCCGAAACAAUGCUACAAGGAUAUCAAUCUGGCCAGUGUCUUCUUACUCGUUUUGCUAGAUCUUCUUGAAUCAGGCGGGGAGGAAUGGCAAGUUCAUUUACAUGGCGCCAAAAGCCUGAUUACUUCGAGUUUCCGUCAGCCGCCACUUGAUAAUUCAGCCAAACAGGAGUCGACUCAUGUAAUACCAGACACCCGUGACUUUGUGAUACAGCACAUUGUUCUGAUCGACACCCUGGGUUCCAUAUUUCCACGCCCAAAGUCACCAUCCCAAGAGCUCACUCUGGGACAAACUGAAAUGGCCCAGGAUUCAAUUGAAUAUUCAUUCCUCGCAUGUCCGGAAUUACUGAGAAGUGCCAUACGGUCUAUAUCUCGGGAAAGAGACAGCGUUGCGAGAUGUGGAAUAUUUCAGGGUACGGAUGUACAGGCCUAUAUCCAGGCUAUUUUGGUUGUGGUCAAGCUCGCCGAAAACUUCGACUGCGUUAGCUGGGCUUCACGCCUCAAACAACCAAGACACACCCGCGAAGACACACACUUCCUGGCUGUUGUGGCCCAAGUGUAUAAGAUUGCUACUCUGCUCUAUGGCAGAAGAGUUAUAUCCGCGCUGGAGAAGAAGACUAUAUCUCAAGACGAACUAAUACUCGAGUUGCUAGGUUUGCUCAACAGUCUCAAAGACAGGCAGGAACUCUUGAAGUGUGUUCUCUGGCCUGUCUUCGUCGCAGGUUUGGAAUGCCGGUCACCGGAACAGAAACAGUUCUUCAUUUCUCGAUUGGAGGAGUUUUGGAUGACGACAAACUGCCUGAAUGUGAUCAAUGCAGCAAAGAUUCUGCAAGAAUAUUGGAGCCGGGACGAUUGGGAAAGCAUAUGCUGGGCUUUUGAUGUUGGUCGAUUUGGCCAGGCAUGGCUCCUGAUUUAG